CACGCCUUCAAUGACGCAUUUACUCGAGUCAGCUGAUCAAAAAGGGGAUAUCUUUGGCAUUCUGUAUUUCAGCCAAUCUGAUGCCUAUUUCUAAUAGAGGUAUAUUGACUGAGAGGCAAACUCAAGAGGAUUCAUUUAAACGUUUUCUGGACGUUCUGGGCCUACGUGGCCAAAAAAUAUUCCCGAUCAAAGGGAACACCAUGAAUUUAGGAUGUUUGUACCUCGUCGUCAAUUAUGGCAGUGGAAGACCAAAAAACAAAAUAAAUCGUUGUAAAAGAGAGAUGGAUUCUGAUAAACUUGCAGUACUGGUUUCCAUGGGCUUUGAUAUUGACUUAUGCGAAGCAAUAUUACAAAUUGAAAACCUAACAAUAGAAGAAGCUGUUCAAAGGUUAUUGGAAGCGCAACAGAGGAAUUCAGCCAAAGAAGAAUCCUCUCAAACUUCAACUUACACUUCAACAACCAGUCACAUAGAAACAGUUGAGCACGAGAAACAGACUGAUGCUGAUGAUGCAGUUGUUAGUAGGAUGGCCUUGAGCGAAAGGCAAAGAGAACUUAAAGAGGAAUUUGAGAGAAAAGAGCGGGAAGAGGUCCAAUCUGCUGUAAGGAAACGAAAACUCCAAGACAAGAAUGCAAAACAGAACAUUCUACAAGAGAUCGAGGCAAACAAAAGACGCAUAAGACAUCUUAGAUCCGAUGAAACUGCGAGGAAGGAAGAGGACAAGUCAGACGUCACAAAUGCUGUCAAGCAAUCAAAAGAGGGCGUAGAUAGUAACGCAAAGCUAUGCAGAAUCCAGAUAAGACUGCCUUCUGGUCGAAGCCUAGUGCAUCAAUUUCCGGAAGUUUCUCUUUUAUCCGAUGUGAUGGAUUUUGCGAAAGAAAAUGUUGGUGAUUUCCAGGAACUGACAAAUUCAUUGCUGAUCCGACCUUUUCCACGAAGAGAAUAUUCAAAUGGGGAUCUUAGUUCUACAUUGUUGUCAUUGGGGCUGUGUCCAAAUGCCUCUUUGGUUUUGAUGCUCCAAAGACACACAGCUCAAAGUGGGGUUUGCAAUGUCGCCCCUGCCUCAACUGUAUCGAGUAGAAUGUACGAUGGAGGGGCGACAAACAACAUUCAUUCGGUCCAUCUCACUCCCCAUGUUUUGCACCACGAAUGGGGUGCCGGGGCAUGUCUUACAUCUAAUCCUUCAUUAGAUUCAGAAGGGCACAGCUCUGAUGGGCCUAAUGAGAACGAAGAAAGAAGGACCAAUAUUCAGCAAAGUGCUGUACUUCGGGCGCUUAUAGAUGCCAGUGAAAAUACUACUGAGAGGUCAGUUGCAGAAACCGUAUCCACUGCAAGACAACGCGAUAUUGAAGAACCGAAGCAAAGAAAUAUUGCUGUUGUCGAAGCUGUUGAAAGGCGCCGUGCUCUGCAGAUUUCUUCUGGAGAAGCUGAUACCAAGACAGGAAACUUAAACCUCGAACGAAACAUUCAAUCUUUGAUUCAACUGUGUGCUGACUGUAUUGCAAAAAGCCUCGCCUCCCAACAAGGUGCAAUUUUGUCACAUAUCGGAAGAACCUUGUCACAUCAAGCUGCUGCGCAGGUGAUCAGUGCUUUGAAGGCCAGGAAGUUGCUUACCGGAAAGCUUCUUCAACUCUUUCACCCAUGUAAAUUGCUGAACCUUGAUUUAGACCGUUACGCCCUAACAUCAAAUGAGAUUCUUGAGGCUGCUAGGCUACAUACUACACUAGUCUCUCUUCAUCUUUCACAAUGUUCUCUUCUCACUGAUUCUGGUGUUAUUACAGCUGUCAAGGGUUUAAAGCACUUGCAAAUAAUUGAUCUCUGUGGAUGCGUUCAGAUAACUGACAGAGCCUUGCACGACAUAAAAGAUCUGACACAGCUUAAGUCGCUGAAGCUCGAUAACACCAAGAUAAAAGAUGAUGGACUCCGUGAUUUCCUUUUUGGUGGAGACAGGAGAAAUUUACUUGAAUUCAGUGCCAACGCUACGAAUGUAUCAGAAAAAGCAUUUAAUGUAGACGACAAAGGUAAAGUUUUCAACGUGACAACCCUGCAUUUGGACCGUACAAUGGUUUCAUCAAUGGAAUUUGUAACACUGUUUCCAUCGCUACGCAAUUUAAGCUUGUCAGGAACACCUCUGGUUGAAAAUACAUUUCAUGGUGUUAGUUGCUUAAGAAACCUCGAAGAGCUGAACUUGUCUCAUACCACGAUUACAGAUCAUUCGUUACAGCAUGUCUCUGGUUUGACUCUGAAGUGCCUUGGCCUUCCUGAUCGAUUGCAUAUCACGGAUGCAGCAUUGCAGUAUCUUGAAGGCUUGCCGCUGCGAAGCCUGGACCUUGUUGACUAUAUUCACGUCACAGAUGCUGGUUUAGCCUCAGUUGGCAGAAUAACAAGCUUAACAUCGCUGAGUUUGGCAAAUACAAAAGUGACAAACGAUGGUAUUCGUCAUGUUAAAAGUCUAGUAAAUUUGCAAGAACUUGACCUUGCGAGAACUCACAUUGGAGACGAGGCCAUCAGAAUGAUCAAAGGCCUAAAAUCGCUGCGCACUCUCAGUCUAACAGCUACUAGAAUAACGAACGAAAUUUUCAAGGAUGGUACAAUAAACUCGUUUGAGAACCUUCAAAAGCUGAACAUCAGUCGAAAUAAGAUAUCAGAUGCAGGCAUUUGCCAUUUGAGUUUGAUGUUUCUUGAGCUCAUCAAUGCUGAUCAGACAUACAUCAGUUUGUUAUCAGCUACCUCCCUUCCAGGUUGUCCGAAUUUGAGAGCUUUACGUGCACAAAACUGUAGGCCGCCUUCCGAACUCGAAGCACAAGAUGGAAAUUAACAUACAUUGCAGCAUCUUCACGUUUUUGCAACGUUUAUUUCUACACCGAUAUUCCAAACGCAUUCAUGUUGAGAAAUCCUUUAUGGUACAUUCUAUUUAUCUAUUAAUAGAAAAUUAAAUGCAACUUUUUUCUUAUCUUUCUAAUCUACUCGUGGAAUCUGGCUAGAAUGACCCAACUUUUAUGUAAAUAUUUUUCUUUUGGUUUUAGUGCAUCACAUCAACUAAUAAGAAAAUUUAUGAUUUCUUAAUCGCUUCUCUGCAACUUCAAUGUAGUUUCGGGAAGGAAACAUACACUUCUAAGUUCCUUGCCUCGAAUUGCCACUUUACAACUAAUUUUUAUACAAGAAUGUACGCUGGAUGCUCAAUUUUUCCUUAGCCUUAAGUGCCUUCCCUUUACCCUGUUUAGCGAUUGCAAAUUGGACCUUGAACCCCUGUUGAUAGCACAUCACGGGGGAGCAUAGCGUCCAAAUCGUUGAUUGGCUAAGGGCCUGUUUAUAUGAGCAGUUUUAUCCCAUCUCUCAGCCAAUAAUCUGACAGAUGGGAUGAAAACAUUGAAUGUUUACAAGCAGAUUCUAUCCCACCUUCCAGCUGUAUAUGGAAGAAAUCAUCCCCUCCUUCCAGCUUGUAUUCUGACAAGUGGGACGAAAUUUGAUCGCGUUUAUAUGAACAUCUCAUCCCAUCUUCCAGCUUCAUCCCACCUUCCAGCAUUCCACCUUCCAUAUUGAAAAAAAUCAUCCCACAUCAGUGAGAUCCCACCUCUCAUUCAGUGGUUUCUCACUUAACCGGGCUGACUUGUUUUCCUCAUAAACACAAGACGAAAAACACAAUGUAUUCUAUAAAAGAGUGGGAUCUCACCGUUCAGCUCACAAGCUGGAAGGUGGGAUGAUUUUCUACAUUGCGCGUUAUUCUACAUUUACAGAAACAUUGCACGCCUCUACAAAGCAAAUUUCUGCUCGACUUUUUGUCCAGUUUAUCUUUGUACCUAUAUUGAACCUACAUUGGCUCCGCUAUGCGACCGCCAUAAAAUGCCCAAACGUUGGCGCAUUGUAUGCCAAAAUGGUUAACGAACAUGAAAGCCGAAAUUUGGCUGUCUCGAUAACAUUCAAUUGUUAAAUUUUUCGAGCAAGGAUUGAAGAGUGGGGAAAAUUUUGAGGAUGCACUUUAAAACGUGCCAAAUACGUUAUUCUGGUGUACAUGUCCAGUUGUACAGUUGUCGUCCCAUAGGAGAAGUUAGUCCAGUUUUAUAUCCACUAGAUGUCACAAAUAAAAUAUUUCCUGUAUGUUCACCACGAUUAAACGUGUUAUUAUUAAACAUAAAGACGAUGAUUAAAGUGGGCCUGCGUCUGCCAACCCAGAAAAGUCUGCAGUGGCAAUAAUGGACCAUAACAUAUAUCCUCAUACGCUCGAGAAAAUGCAGUGAUAAAUUUCCAUUUAUUUUUCAAGUAUCUUUAAGAGAUGGUUUUCCAGAUAAAAAAGUAUCUGAUAAACCUAAGUCUUGGAAAGCACCAUUUAUCUUUGAAAUAGCGAGCACAGUCCAGGCACAUCAUUUAGUACUGUUGUACACAUCGAAAAAACAUCACGUUAUGAAGAAUAAUGCAAGGCUGAUUCUUUUGCAAAUCAAGACCAAAUUAUCAAAGUCUGACCACGCCCUAGACAGUUAGAUUCUAGCAGACACUUCUCAAGACUACUCUCCUCUCUAAUAAUUUCGGCGGAAAAUUUUCUUUUGUUUCAAGAAACUCCGUUUAUCGUUAUGACAGGGAUGAACAUAAUCAAUAUCCAAAUAUUACUUUUUUGGUAUGUUUAACUGGAUUUAAUUUUUUGAUAAUGUCAGACUUGUGUGAUGUUAUACACAAAUAUUAAAUAAUUUUGAUCCAGGGACAAAGAUAGCGAUGAACUUAUCAAGCGAUGAAGAAAGGUACUGACAAUUGUUUUACUUUGAGAUGUCACCGCAUAAUUCUAAGCUUUUUUGGCCAUCUUUCAGACACAAUCAUCUAAAGGCUUUUAAUCGAUCAGCUGCAACACAGCUAAAUGUUUUUCAAGAAUAUCUUCACUCACUUUAUCACAGAAUUUUACAUGAGACGUAUCAGAUAGUAUGCUGAAAGCAAAUUGAAACGGCCUGUCUGAGAUCUGAAGGACGUUGCUAUUCAUACCAAAAAAGGAUGCAUUAAAAGUUCUCAUAUUGUCAAAUUUGCAGGUACUACAUCAAAUCUAAAAGAUAAAGGCUCUUAACAUCAACAAUAGAAGAGUUAAAAAGGAUCAAUCAGAAGAUCUUUCGACGGAUUAACUUAAUUUUUUGAGACCCUAGACUAAGAUAGCUCGAAUUUGAUUUUAUCACUGAAAAUCUAGCGAAAGUUUUACAAAAAAUGACGGAUACUCUCGGUAUAAAAACGUCAGCCUAAAAUUCCACCUUAAAAUUGAUUUCAUCCCACUUAAUGGAGAAGAGCCGCCGCAUUGCAAAACCGCAAUUCGAUGUGACCACUCGAAAAAAGGGCGCAGAAAGACUAAAAAACUUGGACUUGAUGCAUUCCUAGAUAUCCAAAUAAAAAUAUAUACCGAUAUAAAAAGAUAUCCAAAAAGAGAAAUGACGUCACAAUUAUUCUCUAAGAGUUUUGCUCGAAACGUUGUACCAAAUAUUCAUUUCCUGUACAAAGUCGUUAUUUUAUAAUGACAAGAGUACACAAAAAUGAUGCAUUCCUAGCCAUUCUAGCCUGCGUGCAGACUCGGAAAUUUAAAAGAGGAGCAUUAUUUUCCGCAUAUUUUCAAUUUUGUCAACAGAGUCUGCACGCAGGCUAAGCCAUUCUGGAAGGCUCAAUUUCUAAAAUUUUCUUCCGCGUCUCACCCAACCACGAUGAGUCUUCCUAUAUGUCACUAAACUUGAAUCUUAGCACCCCCCCCCCACCCCCCACCCCACCCUACAGCUUCAAUUUCAUGGUGCUGUAUCUGAAAUUGCGAUUUUACGGAUAAAUGGUGUAUGGAUAACUGGGACUAAAUCCGGGAUUUUUGAAAGAAUAUUCGAUAACUCGUUUUGACUAUACAUGAUAUCGAGGUUAUUUUCCCCUGGCGGCCUAGUUCGAUUUCAGCAAUUUCAGUGUUACGGAAAUCUUGGGAUUGUUAAUCAACUACUUAUUCAUCAGACAUAGCUGUGGGCGAGAUGGCUGGAGGUUUAUCAACAUUGGCUACAUAUGGACAGAGGACCGUUACGUUUCUUUUAUUUGGUGCAACCUGUUACUAUGGAACAUCGUUUAUUCACAGCAGCUACAUAUUACGUAAGAAACGAAAAGAGAGAGAACUGCAGCAUUUGGAUGGUAGUAAAAAUAAAGAAAUAAAUGAAAAAUGAAAGAUAUGUCUCACAAGAAUCACAUUUUUGAAGAUGUACAUAUACUGUCCCUGAGAGUGUUUGUACCAUGUACUGUGCGCCAGAUUCAGAGUGGAUUGAACAUGGACACAUUGCUACCCUUCAAUGUGUUGUCAUGUACAGGGGCUGGUUACAAAAUAUUUGCAUGUUGACAGUGAAUACCUUCCAGCAAUUAAUUGAUCAAGUACCUUCAAAAUAUUGUUUAUAUAAUUUCAGUUCAAAUUGUGUAGCUUUAUUUCAUUGUUUUGAGUAUGUUUAGUUAAUGGAGAAAUUCUGUGAAAGGCAUGAUAUAUUGAAAAAGUGCAGCCUGUCUACUCCUGAUAAAUAGGAAUGGGAUUUCAGUUUGAUGCUGAAAUCUUGUGCUAUUAGAAAUGGUUUGAACAAAAAUAUUAAACAUGUUUACCAUGGAAAUGAAUUGUUUCUACGUAAGAAGUUUCUAAUGUUGAUAUUCUUGUGAAAGUCACAUUCAAAUUUAUUUCACAUUACCAGUCCAAAGUACAUUCAUGAAAGGGUUUUCUGCUUAGUUAAAAUAAAGUAGAUUUAACAAAAAUAGAAGUUAGAUAUUUCGAUUUAAAAAUGGUCAUUUGUAGUCAUACUCAGAUAAUAAUGUUCUUUUGACUUAUGGAAGUUAAAUUAGAUCUGUUGCUUUUUUUAAAUCAAAUGAUAGUACCAAAGCAAUUUUAUCAAAUAACAAAGGUAUUUUUGGUUUGGAUGAUUUUUACAUAAAGUUUUAGUCAGUGUGACAGUAGAUUCAGUUUGCUAAACAGAAUUAGAAACUACUUGUUUAUUUUUUAUGUUUAUCAAACCUGCUCAUUUUCAACUAGACACAAUUUUUCUUUAUAUUACCAAAUCAUAAACGAUGUUUAGUGGAAUUAACAAUUAACACUGUAAUUAGGUUAAUCAAGCAAAGAUGAUUCUUUUGAAUUUGGUACCCCAUCAAAAGUGGUUGUCAUUGGAGAAUCUUUCAAAAUCUGUCUUUAUCCAUAAAGAACAAUCCUAACAAACAUCUUCAUAUAGUCAGAUACAUUAAAAUUUUUGAUAUAUUAUUUUUGACAUUGUAGCCUCCUAAAACAGGAUUUAUUCAACUGUUUUGGAAUAAACAAACUCAUGUCAGACCUAAUUUAAUGACAAUCUUUCUUUGUGUAAAGGCAAAUAAAGUAGUUAGUUGAUUGCAAAACAAACCUUUCGAAAAGAUUGUACUCAAUAGGAAAGAGAUUAUAUGCUAUCUCAAAAUGACUGCUUAUAACAUACUGCAAAUUUUACUUCAAAUGAAAUUUUGAUAUCACAAACUAAUCCCUCUCAUAAUCGAUUUACACUAAUCUUUUUUACAAGAAACUGUUUGUAAGAAACUGAGCCCUAACAUGACCAAACAACAAAGACACAAUUGUUCUGAUCACCCUAAACCUUAAGAAACUGCUUGAAAUCCUUCUUUUAAAGAUUGGGUGGAAGUAAUUCUUUUCUAAGAUUAGGAACCUAUAUCCUGUUUAAUUGACAUAAGAGAAGCUCCUUGUGA
Messenger RNA from Rhopilema esculentum, 7684 nucleotides. RefSeq lists its product as uncharacterized. Gene Ontology annotation, molecular function: protein binding. Gene Ontology annotation, biological process: SCF-dependent proteasomal ubiquitin-dependent protein catabolic process. Gene Ontology annotation, cellular component: SCF ubiquitin ligase complex. The record is from RefSeq and is a predicted model, not a curated record. NCBI's taxonomy places the organism in Eukaryota, Metazoa, Cnidaria, Scyphozoa, Rhizostomeae, Rhizostomatidae.